Molecule: messenger RNA, 891 nt
Organism: Plasmodium cynomolgi strain B
Lineage: Eukaryota; Apicomplexa; Aconoidasida; Haemosporida; Plasmodiidae
Product: GTPase
Exons: 8
Coding region: 292-891 (199 amino acids)
Source: RefSeq, a predicted model, not a curated record
AUGAUUUUGCUGCAGCUGACAGUCCUGGGUUAUUUGAACACGGGGAAAACAGCUCUAAUCAAUUCCAUUAUGAACAAUGACAUUUAUAGCAACUAUGUCCACACGGAUUUACCAACCGUAUACUACAAAGUACACAAGGAGAAAAAUAGAAGCUUUUGCGUUGAGAUUGAAGAUACGUCUGUUAACGUGGAUGUGAAUGUCUUUAUGAACAUGCUGCGGAAAAAAAGUACUGAAUUUUUUUUUUUUUUUGCACAAAUAAGUGUGAACUAGGUCGCGACGGAUAAUAGAAGUAUGCGAAAUCCUGUGUUCAGUUUAUUUAACAAACCGAUGAUUCCUUUUCAAGGGGGAGACCAAUACAACACAAUCAGCUACGGUAAGAUGGCCUACUUUCUAGUCUUCGACCUCACGAACGCGUCUACCCUCGAAUACGUGAAAAUGAUUUACACGAACAUGUCCAAUGUAUAUGACCGAUAUUAUGUAAUGAUAAGACGGUUUGAAAAAAUGGGUGCUCUUGUUUUCGGCGAGCGUGCUGCAGUGGUCGCUGCGGUUGCUGAUGUUGCUGUGGCUGUUGUGGCUGCUAUGACUGCUGUGGCUGCUGUGGCUGUUGUGGCUGUUGUGGCUGUUUUGGCUGCUAUGACUGCUGUGGCUGCUAUGACUGCUAUGAUUGCUGUAGCUGCUGUGGCCGCACAUUUGGUCACGGAAGAUUGUGAGUUAGUUAGGCAGGCAGAGAACUUCGCAAACGAGAACAUGGUUCAGCUGUGGCUAACAUCGGCAAUAACGGGAAGCAACGUCAAAAAGCUGUUCAUUCACACGAUCCACAUGGUGUACAAUAACACUAACUUGUGGAAAUACGACAUAGAGGAGUCCGGUUCCGAAACGACAGAAAGUUAA